GAUAUCUGCUUGGCUGUGUUACAGGACUGUCAAAUCUGGAGCAGUUUUCAUAUCAAAUUUAUUCCUUGGUGCAUCAAAUCCUGCACAGUUAAAAGCAGGAGAAAUGGCAAAAUCCCAAAUGGAGCUGAUCGCCAAGAAUAUGGUGAAAUCAGUCUCAUCGGGAGAGUCUGUGACCAUGGAAUCUUUAUGGGAGUCGAAGACCUGUGUCAUCACUUUCCUGCGUCGGUUUGGAUGACAGAUGUGCCGGGCGUACUCACGCCAACUGAGCGCCCUGAAACCUCAGCUUGAUGCUAACAAUGUUCGCAUGAUUGGCAUCGGCUUAGAGGAACUAGGGGUUGAGGAAUUUGUUGAGGGGAAGUUUUUUGAUGGAGAGCUGUAUAUAGACAUGAAGAAAGAAAGCUUCAAGACAUUAAAUUUCCGGCGGUACAACAUAUUCACUGUGAUCAAAGCUAUUUUCACCGACCCAGCCAAAAAGUUAUUAGCCUGGGCAAAUAAUGAGAACAUCAAGGGCAACAUGUCGGGUGACGGCUUCCAAAACGGCGGCACUCUGAUUGUGCAAGCAGGCGGCACCAAACAGCUUCUUUUCUACAAACAAGAAGAUGCAGCACAGCAUGUGCCGUUGGAAGAUGUCCUCAAGGCUCUUGGAAUUGAAGAAAAGGCGCCAAAGGCUGAGGGAGCAUCGUCAGGUCAGAAAGAAGUUGUUUGUGAAGAAGAUGUCUGUAAAAUUGUGAAAAAAUGAAUGAAUACUCAUUAAAUUACCUUUAUGUUAAGUGAACUUCCCAAGCACACAAGACAACAACCACAGUUAUUUCUUAGUGUGGUUCAUAUCUCUGGAUGAUUGGAUGAAGUCUAUGAGUUUAAAUCUUCGGACAACUCAUGGAUGGAAGGAGAGUCACAGUGAGAUGUGAAUGAGACUGACAAUAGUUUUGGUUCUGGACUUUUGUGUUUCUGGAGUUCUUUGCAUGGAUGUUUAUUUUUGGAUUAAACGUUGUUUAAAGGAGAAGUGUCUGGAAAUAAGGCCAGACUGGCAUGUAUGAUUUGUCAAGAGUUCUGACGAUUUAAACUUUGGUUUGUGAUAUUAAUUUUUGUACAAUAAAAUCUGUAAAAGAUGAUAUUAUCAAAA
Molecule: messenger RNA, 1123 nt
Organism: Lineus longissimus
Lineage: Eukaryota; Metazoa; Nemertea; Pilidiophora; Heteronemertea; Lineidae
Product: prostamide/prostaglandin F synthase-like
Exons: 5
Coding region: 239-739 (166 amino acids)
Source: RefSeq, a predicted model, not a curated record